UCUUCCUCUAAACGCUGGCACUUCUGGGCACCGCCACUAGCUCGAGCGGGUUCUCGGGACUUUCCGCGCACGCCCUCGGACCCGCCUUUCUUCUCUCCCCACCGAGACUCCUGUAAAGCGAGGACGCCGAGCGUCCCAGGCUAGGACCAGCCUCUGGACGGCGCACUCUCGAUGGCUGCUCAAGCCUGGCUGGCGGCCGCCCUGCUGCUGCUGGUGGACUGGCUACUGCUGCGGCCCGGGCUCCCGGGAAUCUUCUCCCUUUUGGUUCCCGAGGUGCCGCUGCUCCGGGUCUGGGCGGUGGGCCUGAGCCGCUGGGCUAUCCUGGGACUAGGGGUCCACGGGGUCCUCGGGUUCACCGCGGGAGCCCAUGGCUGGCUGGGUGCUUUGCAGCCGCUAGCGGCAGCGCUGGGUCUGGCCCUGCCUGGACUUGCCUUGUUCAGAGAGCUGGUCGCCUGGGGAGAACUCCGGGCAGGUGACAGCGCUGGAUUACUACACUGGAACAGUCGUCCAGAUGCCUUCGCUAUCAGUUAUGUGGCAGCCUUGCCCGCAGCCGCCCUGUGGCACAAGUUGGACAGCCUCUGGGCGCCCAGCGGCCACAGGGGCGCUGGGCACAUGCUGUGUCGGAUGCUGGGCUACUUGGGCUCCAAGAAGCAGUGUCUCUACCUGGUUCUGGUUCUCUUGAUCCUCUCCUGCCUUGGUAAGGGAGACUCGGGGCGAAAGAGCAGGCCACAGGGGUCAGGGCAGGAUUCCAGGGUAAUGGGCAGAAAGGAAGAGUCAAGGCCAGCGGCAGGGAACAGACAGGAGUCACAGUAUCUGAGUUCCUGCACCCCCAGUCUCUUACUCCCCUCAGGAUGCCCCCUCCCGACAUACCCACCCUGGCACCUGACUGUCAGCUCCUCUUGUCUCUAUAACCCACAUGCUCACUGUCUCUCGUUGUCAAUAUGGGCAGGUUCCAUCACAUCUCGGGUGACGGACGACACAGCCAACGUGUGCGAGUCCAUUAGUGACAAGCUGAGCUUGCUGAUGUGGUACCUGGGGCGAGCCCUGUGUCUCCUGGCCUUCAUGUUUUGGGGUUCAUCGUACCUCACUCUGGUCACCCUGAUCACACUGCCCCUGCUUUUUGUUUUGCCCAAGAAGCUGGGGAAAGUGCACCAGUCACUGGCAGUGAAGGUGCAGACAUCUCUAGCGAAGUCCACACAGGUGGCCCUGGAGGCCCUGUCGGCGAUGCCUACCGUACGGAGCUUUGCUAAUGAGGAGGGAGAGGCCCAGAAGUUCAGGCAGAAGUUGGAAGAAAUGAAGACGCUAAACAAGAAGGAGGCCGUGGCUUACGUCGCUGAGGUCUGGACCACGAGUGUCUCAGGGAUGCUGCUGAAGGUGGGAAUUCUGUACCUGGGCGGGCAGCUGGUGAUCAGAGGGGCUGUCAGCAGCGGGAACCUUGUCUCCUUCGUUCUCUACCAGCUUCAGUUCACUAAUGCUGUUCAGGUCCUGCUCUCCAUCUACCCAUCCAUGCAGAAGGCUGUGGGCUCCUCCAAGAAAAUAUUCGAAUACUUGGACCAGAAGCCUUGCUCUCCACUCAGUGGCUCGUUGGCACCCUUAAAUCCAAAGGCUUUUACUGUGUGCUUCUCUGGCCUCCAGGGGCUGACAUUUAUGCUGCAUCCUGGAAAGGUGACAGCGUUGGUGGGACCCAAUGGAUCAGGGAAGAGCACCGUGGCCGCCCUGCUGCAGAACCUGUAUCAGCCCAGCGGGGGCCAGCUGCUGCUGGAUGGCCAGCCCCUGGCUGAAUAUGAUCACCACUACUUGCAUGCUCAGGUGGCCGCAGUGGGACAAGAGCCGCUGCUAUUUGGAAGAAGUUUUCGAGAAAAUAUCGCCUAUGGGCUGAACCGGACUCCGACCAUGGAGGAAGUCAAAGCUGUGGCCAUGGAGUCUGGAGCCCACGAUUUCAUCUCUGGAUUCCCUCAGGGCUAUGACACAGAGGUAGGUGAGACUGGGAACCAGCUGUCAGGAGGUCAGCGACAAGCGGUGGCCUUGGCCCGCGCCUUGAUCCGGAAUCCACGCCUGCUUAUCUUGGACGAUGCCACCAGUGCCCUGGAUGCUGGUAACCAGCUACGGGUCCAGAGGCUCCUGUAUGAGAGCCCCAAGCGGGCUUCUCGGACGGUUCUUCUUAUCACCCAGCAGCUCAGCCUGGCGGAGCAGGCCCACCACAUCCUCUUUCUCAAGGAAGGCUCUGUCUGCGAGCAGGGCACCCACCUGCAGCUCAUGGAGAGAGGAGGGUGCUACUGGGCUAUGGUGAAGGCUCCUGUGGCUCCUCCUUCAGACUGAAGGGGCCUCUGGGCUGCACACUGCUUGCUGCCCGCCUCCUCUCCCCUGCUCUGUGUGGCAGAGAACCUGGGAGCAAAGAUAGUAUUACCACAGCCACGGAGGUAGCUGAGGAGUGGAGGUGCUUGUUGCUUACCCGAGAAAAUGCAACCUCUAGGAGAUGCCGGGAAUUUACCAGGAAUCUUCCCCUGACCCGCUCCCUAUUAGACGGGGGGGUUUCAGGUACCCCAGGCUAACACUCAACUGCUAAAUCUCCUGUCUCCACUCUCCUGGUGCUGAGCUCCUAUCAAGGCAUGCACACACAAACCUGGUUUAUGUGGCGUUGGGACAGAAUGAGAAGAAACGCCCAAAAGGUGCAGAGAGAAAGAACAAGCACCUUUCAGUUAGCCAAAGCCUGGCCUCUAGGUGUUCUGUGGGUUCUUGAUAUUUAUAAUAAAGCUGGUGUUUUGUACUGUG
Molecule: messenger RNA, 2772 nt
Organism: Mastomys coucha (southern multimammate mouse)
Lineage: Eukaryota; Metazoa; Chordata; Mammalia; Rodentia; Muridae
Gene: Tap1
Product: transporter 1, ATP binding cassette subfamily B member
Exons: 11
Coding region: 172-2319 (715 amino acids)
Biological process (GO): transmembrane transport
Cellular component (GO): membrane
Molecular function (GO): ATP hydrolysis activity; ABC-type transporter activity; ATP binding
Source: RefSeq, a predicted model, not a curated record